This is a messenger RNA of Symbiodinium sp. CCMP2592, 1167 nucleotides long. The record is from the annotation of a GenBank genome assembly. NCBI's taxonomy places the organism in Eukaryota, Dinophyceae, Suessiales, Symbiodiniaceae.
AUGACCGCACACAACUGCGACAACUUGCUGGCCAAGCUAGCCGUCGAGGGCCCAUUUGUGGACAGCGACUGCAAGGACCCUCAGAGCCACAGCGCCUCGACCUCGACCUCUCUUGCGGGAGACCUGGGCUUCGACUUCGACGCCCUCGACUUACUGGAUGAGACUGCGGUGCCAGAGCUGAGAUUGCCCAUGAUGACAGAUGCAGAGAUGGGCAACAGUUUCGAGGCUCUGCCCCAGCUCGACCGACUCUCUCCAGGAGGCCCACUGAAGAGCACGAAGUCCGUGGGAUUCGAGCUGGCUGUGCCAUUGCCCGAAAGUCCCUUACGCGCCCGAUCUGUGCCUAACCACUGGAGGAUUCGUGCGCAACUGGAGCCGCCGACACCCCUGCGUCGGUGCCGAAGUGCUCAUGCUGGAGGACUUGGCUUCUGCCCGUGCAGCCUCAGCAGCAUUGCGACCUCUCCGCACUCGGAUGGCUUUACGGAGGAUCUGGAGAUCUUGCCGACCCAAGGAGGCCUCCGCGUGGGAGUCGUCGUGAGCGGAUCCCGCGGCGACGUGCAGCCGCACGUGGCGCUGGCCUUGGACCUACGAAGUCUGGGUCACCAGGUUCGGAUCUUCACCAACUCCAAUCAUGCAGCCCUUUGUGCCCGGCAUGGCGUGGAAAUGGUCUCGGUGUUUGCCGAUUCACAGGCAUGUAUCGAGCGGAUAGGCGGCGUGUCGGGGGACACCCUCCUGGCAUCCCUGCGGAGCGUCUCCCGUGCCCAGCGUGCGGCCAAGGUCUGGUUUGAGGACCAUCCCGGCAAAUGCACGGCGCUGGAGGAUGCCUUGGAAGACUUUGCACCGGAGGUCCUUCUCACCAGCAACGAGGCUUGCGCAGCCGCCGUGCGCUACGAGAAGCUCACCGGCACACCAACCAUCUUUGCAUGCUUCUUUCGGGCGAUGAUGGAAUUCCAGUCGAGCAUGCUGCAGAUGCAGCCCCCUCGUCCUGCGUUUCUCGCUGCCAGUGCGCUCCUUGACGAGGAGGCUCCGCCAGUGGAGCCAGUGGAGGCCCAGAGCUGCCUCGUUCAGACAGGCCCCUGGUUCUUGGAGGAUCAGCCGACCCAGAAAGAGCUCGCCGAAGAUUGCGAGACCCGAAAGAACUGGCAACGUUCAAAACACCAGGCCUUCUGA